CCGGCUGUCCAGUCCCGCGGCAGCCGCUCGCACCGGAGCCGCGGCCUGGCUUUGCUUCGCCACUCCCGGUGCCUUCCCCCUGCGCCGGCCGCCAGGGGGUUCGCGCUUCCCGCCGGCUCCCGCUGCUCCGCGAUGCCGUCCAACAAAUCCGUCUCGGACGCGCCCAUCGUGCAGUUCACCAACUGCCGCAUCCUGAGGGAGCACCGGCUCCAGAGGGAGGACCUGUGGGUGCGAGAGGGGAAGAUCCUCAACCCAGAGAAACUCUUCUUUGACGAAAAGGGCUCUGCUGAUGUCCAGCUGGACUGCAAGGACAGCAUCAUCGCCCCCGGUUUCAUCGAUGUCCAGAUCAAUGGAGGCUUUGGGGUGGACUUCUCUCUGGCUACAGAUGACUUCAAAUCAGGUAUUGACCUGGUCAGUCAGAAAAUCCUCUCCCAUGGAGUGACCUCUUUCUGUCCCACCCUGGUGACCUCUCCUCCAUCUGUGUACCACCAGGUUCUCCCUCAGAUCAGUGUAAGAAAUGGUGGAGCCCAUGGAGCAGGAGUCCUGGGAGCCCACCUGGAAGGGCCGUUCAUCAGCAAGGAGAAGAAGGGUGCCCACCCGGAGCACUGCCUCCGCACCUUUGAGGCAGGCGCUUUCCAGGACCUGCUUGCCACCUACGGCUCCCUGGACUGUGUGCAGAUAGUGACCCUGGCCCCUGAAAUGAGGAGGAGCAGUGAGGUGAUCCGGGAGCUCACCAAGCGGGGCAUCUGCGUCUCCCUGGGUCACUCAGUGGCUAAUCUCUCCCAGGCUGAGGAGGCUGUGCAGCACGGAGCAACCUUCAUCACUCACCUCUUCAAUGCCAUGCUGCCGUUCCACCACCGUGACCCUGGCAUUGUGGGGCUGCUGACAAGUGACAAGAUUCCUGCUGGGCGGAGGGUCUUCUAUGGAAUGAUUUCUGAUGGCAUCCACACCAACCCCGCUGCCCUGCGCAUUGCCCACCGAGCCCACCCCAAAGGGCUGGUGCUGGUGACAGAUGCAAUCGCUGGCAUGGGGCUGGCACCGGGUCGGCACACGCUGGGUCAGCAGGUAGUGGAGAUCGACGGGCUGAACACAUACAUCGCAGGGACAAAGACCCUGAGUGGCAGCGUGGCGACCAUGGACACUUGUGUGCGACACUUCCAAGAAGCCACAGGGUGCUCGGUAGAGACCGCGUUGGAGGCGGCGUCUCUGCAUCCCGCUCAGCUCCUGGGGCUUGAACAUAAAAAGGGGACACUGGAUUAUGACUCUGAUGCAGAUUUCCUAAUGCUGAAUGACAGCCUGUAUGUGCAAGCCACGUACAUUGCCGGCGAGGAGGUCUGGCGACAGGAUGCGUCGGGCAUGUGACACUGGGCUGUCCCAGUGCCCUCCAAGGCUCACUGGCACUGUGGUUAGCAGCUCUGGCAACCACCCCACUUCUCUCUUUUGGUUUUUUUUUCCCAAUUCUUUCCUGCAACUCUCUCAAAGGAGCCUCAUACCAAAGAGCUGCAUUUUCCAGCUUCCAGUUACAGCCAUGCCUGCUACGAAUUUGUUGGUGCUCAGUUGGUGGUAUGGGGAAAGAAGGCAGCUCUGUGCUGGCAAGGAAUGCCAGUCCUGGAGUGACCUACAGGACUGCACAGCUGUCCUGCCCCACACAGGUGCUCCUCCACCAUCUGACAGCAGUGAGGAGUUGUCCCAGCCUUUGCACAGUUUAUACAGCACACACAAACCUGCUCUGCACCUGAGGCAGGCUCAAGCCAUUCCAAUUCUUCUGCCUGCUGUUUGCUUUGCUCCCAGGCAGCCAUGACUUGUUAGACAUCAGCUUCCACCAGCUCAGCUCGCAGCUCUUCCCAUGACAAGGUUUCUGUUGUGUAAGCAGAAGCUGAGGAUCAUGUUUGGAUCUCCUGACAGCCCUUCUGUCAUGUGUCCUCAGAGCAAGGCUGCCACAGCUCGCUCAGUCGGUGUCCUUGUGGGGCUGAAUCCUCAGGGCAGAGAUCAAACCCAGGAAUACCAAGGCAUUGCUGGUCCUUUGUGCCUUUACCCUGCAUGGGCAUUGAGUCUACAGAGCUGGAGAUAUGAACAGCGUCCUGCCACAUAAACAAUGCUCCUUUCGCUCCUUGCUCUGUCUGGAUGGGUUCUGCAGGCUCUGUGCCAGCCAUACCAAGAAGAGCCUUUGCAUUGCCUGAUGGGUUUGUUCAUUCCUCAGGCUAUGGAUGGGAAACUUUGCUUUAGGAGAUGCAGCCAGACUGGUGGUGACAGGAUCACAAGCCUUCAGUCCAGCUCAGGCACUGAGGGAGAGGAAAACUGCGGUGGGAUUCUGGCCUUUCAAGAUGGAUACAAUAACUCAUUAUUUUGUGCUCAUUAUCUUCUCCAAUACUUGACUGUCAGAUUUUUUCCUGAUGCUGGGACACUUGUAUAUGAAGGCUGAGGCUAAUUUCGACCCUACUCAAUCACUCAGAAUAAGCCUCGAGAUAAAGUCUUAAGACAACCUUG
This is a messenger RNA of Zonotrichia leucophrys gambelii, 2487 nucleotides long. It is a transcript of the gene AMDHD2, whose product is annotated as amidohydrolase domain containing 2. Gene Ontology annotation, molecular function: N-acetylglucosamine-6-phosphate deacetylase activity. The coding region runs from base 133 to 1362 and encodes 409 amino acids. Lineage: Eukaryota; Metazoa; Chordata; Aves; Passeriformes; Passerellidae. Gene Ontology annotation, biological process: N-acetylglucosamine catabolic process. The transcript has 11 exons. The record is from RefSeq and is a predicted model, not a curated record.